UAGCUUGACUACAUGUUUCAAGUCUCUCAAUCUCCUCAGUGAAUAGCAACACUAUAGUCUAUAGCAGAGAAUAAUGGCAGAAGAAUGUGAGCCAAAAUGGGAAGGCAAAGCAAUUGUUGAGGUAGCAGGCACAAGUGCAGAACUAGUUUGGCCUCUAUUAGAGGAUUUUUGCAACCUACAUAAGUUGAUCCCCUUAGACACUUGUUAUCAAGUUGAGGGUAUUCAAGGACAACCUGGUCUCAUCCGCUACUGUGCUUCCUCCACUAAAGGGGUUACAAGUCCAACCAUUAUGUGGGUCAAAGAGAAGCUACUCACAAUCGAUCCCAUCCAACGAUGUUUGUCCUAUGAAGUUGUUGAUAACAACAUGGGAUUUAAGUCUUAUGUGUCCACACAGAAAGUACUGCCAAUUAAUGGGGAUGAUGCUAAUCUGGGACUGGGGUGCAAGAUUGAAUGGGGGUUUGUCAGUGAUCCAGUUGAAGGGUGGAGAUUCCAAGAUUUGAACUCUUACAUUGAGUCCUCUCUCCAGUUUAUGGCCAAGAAGAUUGAGCUUUCCAUGAUCUCUACUUAGUGGACAAAUAAUGAAGUUAAUAUCUGGAAUCUUGAUACGAGAAUAAAUCUGGUGGUAUUUGGUAUCUAUUUGUGUAAUUUCAUUGUAUUGUAGUGCUAUUAAAGUUAUUAUAAAAUUUGUAACAUUAAUUGGUUUGCAAACUUAUAUGAUGAUUUUUUUCACUUAGCA
Molecule: messenger RNA, 736 nt
Organism: Gastrolobium bilobum
Lineage: Eukaryota; Viridiplantae; Streptophyta; Magnoliopsida; Fabales; Fabaceae
Product: lachrymatory-factor synthase-like
Exons: 1
Coding region: 74-568 (164 amino acids)
Source: RefSeq, a predicted model, not a curated record